AUGGAAAUUGCACCUGCAAUGCUGCGACGUUACCUUAAGAAUAAACACAACUACGCCUCUUCUGGUCUUGAUGGUGUUACGUACCUGCUUCUCAAACGCUGUGGGUACUUUCUUCUGCACCAGCUUUCACUCUUCUUUCAAUUCUGUCUUAACAACGGUGCUACUCCGGAGCAGCGGAAAACUGCCACUGUCGUUCCUCUGUUCAAAAAGGGUGGCCGCACGUCGCUUGUCAACUAUCGUCCAGUCAGUCUUACUAGCUGCAUUGCCAAACUGAGGGAGUCUUGUGUCAGAGAAACACUGUGGAACUUCUGGAAUUCUCACCGCCUUAUCCGGCUCUCGCAAUUUGGAUCUAUCCCUAACUGCAGUUGCUGCGAUCAACUUAUCGAAUUCCUUGAAAACAUCACCCGGCUCACUGAUGGCGUCUCAUGGGUGGAUGUUGUUUACCUUGACUCUGCUAAAGCUUUUAAUUCUGUGCCGUACAAAAGACUUAUGGCAAAACCCUUUGCAAUGGGUGUGAAAGAUGAUCUUUUUGAUUAA
Molecule: messenger RNA, 537 nt
Organism: Octopus bimaculoides (California two-spot octopus)
Lineage: Eukaryota; Metazoa; Mollusca; Cephalopoda; Octopoda; Octopodidae
Source: RefSeq, a predicted model, not a curated record